Molecule: messenger RNA, 2596 nt
Organism: Halichondria panicea
Lineage: Eukaryota; Metazoa; Porifera; Demospongiae; Suberitida; Halichondriidae
Exons: 6
Coding region: 132-2354 (740 amino acids)
Biological process (GO): signal transduction; protein phosphorylation
Cellular component (GO): cytoplasm
Molecular function (GO): protein kinase activity; ATP binding; protein binding
Source: RefSeq, a predicted model, not a curated record
CUGUCAUCACCAUGGGAACUACACUUACACUAGAAUAUGAAUGCAAAUGAUAUCCAAUAAAUUUUUGUUAUGUGAAGUUUGUGAAAGUGGGUGGGGCUGCUGACAUUACAGGAAGUGUCUUCCAUGAGACAAUGUUGAAAGCUGUUCGCUCCAUUCUUGGUCGUCCACCAGUUGAACCAUCACCUCGUUGCGGUCAAUUCUCUGCAGUUGACGGACGCCAUUACAUGUGGAGGGGGUAUUGUCCAGGAAAGGGGUCUAACAUCAUUGCUGUGUAUGAUCCAAGCACUGAGCUGUGGAGCCUCUUGCCCACCACUGGACCUCUACCCCCUGGAGAGUGUAGUGGUUGCUUUGUUUGUGUAGGUCGUUGCCUGUACACCUUUGGUGGUCGUGAUGGGUCUUCUUACUUCAAUGACAUGAGCAAGCUUGAUCUGGACACUCUCCAGUGGAUCAACGUUCAAACCUCUGGUAGUCAGCCUAUGAAAAAGGCUUACUGUGGACUUGUCCGUGUGAAUGAGAGAACUCUGUGCUGCUUUGGAGGAGAAGGUAUUGAGGGCACCACACAACCAGGAUCAACAUUCACCAAGAUUGGACGGUCUGAUGGAAGUGGACAGACAAACGAGUUCCAUUUCUUUGACACACAAAAUGGUGUCUGGUCGUCCCCUGAGCUCAGAGGAGAGAGACCUCCUCUCUGUAGUUCCUUCACCUUCACCAUGGUGGACCAGCACAGGGCAGUCCUCUUUGGAGGGUGGCAACCUGACCGUGGUGUGGUCAAUGAAGUCUACAUGUUUGACUUCAGGACCAUGGAGGUCACUAAGGUGAAGCCAGUACAGGGAGAGCCAUGGCCAGUGGGGAGGUUAGCCCAUGCUGCCUGUUGUCUCAACUAUGGCCAGGACCACCCUCAACUACUGGUGUACGGAGGAGUGGAUAAUGGCUACAAGACACCGGGGGUAAUGUGGAUACUGGAUGUAGACACUGUCAAGUGGGCAGAGGUGACACCUCCUGAGUCAAUGACACCACGUUACUUCUACUCCAUCACUGCCACCAGUCUGGGACCAGGACUCACUGAGGUCCUUGUGUUUGGAGGCCGUCGGAAGGGGGGAUUUGCCAUUGCUGAGACCACCAUACUGAGAUUUGAGUUGACUGGACCCUCAGCGUCUGUUGCUGGACCCUCGGCUGGGAAGUGGGCUCUCGUGGAUGUGGCCCACAACGACACUAGAGGCUCCACCCAGCGACUGAGUGAGAAGAGAGAGUAUCAACUCCGACUACAGUUGCAAGAAAAGGAUCGUGAAUUGGCUACACAAGCUAGAGAAUUAGUCACCAAAAACCGUGAAUUGUCUGAGGCCAACCGUCGUUAUCAAGAUGCAGACCAGGCUAUGCAAUUACUUUUACAAGAGAAGGAUCGUGAAUUGGCUAUUAAAGACCUUGAAUUAGCUACACAAGCUAGAGAUUUGGCUACAAAAGAUCGUGAAAUGACUGAGGCCAACAGUAGAGAAGCUGACCUGUCUGCUCGAAUCACAGCUCUAGAGAGGGAGUUAGAAGGCAAGACAAAAGAGUUGGCUGCACACAACACAGAGGUGUGGAGGAUUCCGGCCAACAGAGUGAUCACGAUGAGAACGAUUGGCACUGGAGGAUGGGGGGAGGUGCUGGAGGGAACAGUGACGGUGGCCGUCAAGCGACUCUUUGCUGCCAUUGUCAACCCACGCAAUCUGGAGAGACUCCAGAGAGAAAUGAGGCUCUUGGCUGAAGUACGACACCCCAACCUGGUGCAGUUCAUUGGGGCAGUGUUUGACCAGUCCCCUCCUCUCAUCAUCACCGAGCUUCUGGACAUGAAUCUCCGACAAGCGUACGAAGAGAAUCAACUGGACCCAGGAAACCGCCUCUCGAUCUUCAUGGACAUUGCCCUCGCUCUGAACUACCUGCACCAGCGCUACGAUCCCAUCAUCCACCGUGAUGUGAGUGCUCCCAACGUCCUCCUCCAGCGAAUGCCCAACCACCAGUGGAAGGGGAAGGUCUCUGACCUGGGCUCAGCCAACUUCCUGCAGCAUGCUCAUACAAUGGGAGAGGGGGCCAUAAUCUACUCCCCUCCUGAAGUCAUCCCUCAAGCCUUUGAUCCUCUCACUCCACCUCUGAGACAGUCUGUCAAGAUCGAUGUGUACAGCUACGGUAUUGUCCUCUGUGAGGUGACCGCUAGUCGAUUCCCAAGUGCUGAACAUUAUCGAGACAUGAUUCUCCAAGUACAGAGGCAGCAUCCUGCAGUGUACGAGCUGAUACUCCACUGCACUAAGAGAGAGCCCAGCCAUCGACCCAGCAUGGCACAGGUGAUGGUGGAACUGAACAAAAUAGCACCCUUUUAACUAUGAACAAUGUAUAUACGGUGAACACUUAUCUAUAGUAUAGCUUCCUUUUUAGUUUAGGUUGUAGUUGAUAAUUAAUACCCAUUGUGGGACUCUGUGUUAUACACACACUAAUUGUUUGAACAAUGUGAACACUUAUAAUUAUCCAGUAGCUAGCUUCUUGAUUUUGAUUUUUAAUUACUAGAAUUUUAUUUUUAGCUUUGGCUUUUGUAGUGUGUGUUUGCACUCUCCUAUUAUGAUGA